CUGCUCCUGAAAAAUAUAUCUAGCAGCACACUGGCUGGUUGGUACAGACUCUGGAACAGUGAAAUUGGAGCAAGGUAGCAACAUCACCCGUGGAGGAAAAUACGGUUGUACAAGUGUGGAGGACUUAACUCAACCAAGCAGCGACCCAAAACAGUCUACAAUGUCAGAGCCGGACCCCAAAUCUGUUCAAGAUAUGACCGCUGUGGUCCAGACCCUACUUCAGCAAAUGCAGGACAAGUUUCAGACCAUGUCAGACCAGAUUAUCGGCAGGAUCGAUGAGAUGAGCACUCGCAUCGACGACCUGGAGAAGAAUAUCGCUGACCUCAUGACCCAGGCAGGGGUGGAGGAGGGCGAAGGGGGCGAGACCAAGCCCACGGAAGGUUCUGCUCAGGGGGCGGACUAAAGGUGAGAGAUCAAAGGAUACUGGUACUGCAUCAGUGAAGAAGUCUACAUCAUUGAGAUUUUUUAUUAUUAUUGUUCGAGGAUGUAUUUUUUAAUUUUUUUCCUUUUGUCAUCAUUGUGAUUUAAUAAUGAUUUACUGUGUAUACGUUGUUUUAUACAGUAUCAUGUUAUUCUAAGUAUAAAUAUUGUGGGAAAUUAUGGUUAAUUAUGAUUUAUUAUUUAUUUUUACCUUAAAAGGGUAGAGUAAGUCAUUACACACUAAUACUAGUGACAAGCCAAAUCAACGUGAUUAUCCCCAAGAGAUGCAAUUUAUUUUUUUUCCUAUGUCACUUAACACUUUCCUCCAGUUUGUGAGAUUUUCAGGUGUUUACAGUAUGUAUUUCAGUUUUUCUAGGCUUCACCUCUCAUAUGUACAGACACUCACCACUGGUUUAGAUGGUAUGUGUGAAACACAUCACAGUCAUCCCAAUACAUUAGAAGGGACGGAUGAGGACUGCAUAUUGCUGAAGCACUAAUGUGCUGUGACCAUUGUAACCAAGAAAGAAAGUUCACCAAACAAUGACUUUGAAAUUGGCCCCAAUUUAGGUUUUUGUCUGAAAACAAGAGAAAUAUGUCUCAUUUUGACCUUGUGUAAGCAUAUGACCCCAAGCAGUCCAUACAUUGUAUAUGGUCAUUGGUUCAAAAAUUAUGGUCUCAAUGGUCGUAGCACAACGCUUUUAGCAAACAGUCCAGUCCAGUCCAAAAUCAUGAUGAGCACAGGCAGGGGCUUAAGAGUACCGUGGGGGGGUUAAACUGCAGAUUUGGUGCUAUGCCCUUGUACACGGGGCACUUGAGGAAAAAACUGCACUGCAACCUGGAGUGGGCACCACUGUCGCAGUGAAGAUUAGAUGUUCAUUAAUUUUGAUUUAAUUAUAUUUCAUAGACAGGCUGCACCUUUCUGUAUAAUGUUGUGUUGUGUUUUUUUUUUUUUUUUGAGGGGGGGUGCUUAAACAUUCAUCAAAAAUAGACUAUAUGCUUCUUGACUCGUAACACAUUCGUCUUGAGCUCAGUUGGACACGGUAAGCUUCUGCUCAAAACUGUGUAUUCUAUGGCAUUGUACCAUGACUAAAAUAAACAAUUUGCUAUUUCA
Messenger RNA from Clupea harengus (Atlantic herring), 1531 nucleotides. Its product is annotated as heat shock factor-binding protein 1-like. NCBI's taxonomy places the organism in Eukaryota, Metazoa, Chordata, Actinopteri, Clupeiformes, Clupeidae. Gene Ontology annotation, biological process: cellular heat acclimation. Gene Ontology annotation, molecular function: transcription corepressor activity. Gene Ontology annotation, cellular component: cytosol; nucleus. The record is from RefSeq and is a predicted model, not a curated record.